Molecule: messenger RNA, 6084 nt
Organism: Chinchilla lanigera (long-tailed chinchilla)
Lineage: Eukaryota; Metazoa; Chordata; Mammalia; Rodentia; Chinchillidae
Gene: Exoc3l4
Product: exocyst complex component 3-like 4
Exons: 12
Coding region: 14-2593 (859 amino acids)
Biological process (GO): exocytosis; exocyst localization
Cellular component (GO): exocyst
Molecular function (GO): SNARE binding
Source: RefSeq, a predicted model, not a curated record
CUCAGGGGCUGGGAUGGCCCCUCCUCCUUCCUGUCCUACCCUAGCAAAAGCCAGAAGAGCAAACAGCCAGGCUCCGGUGGCCCCCACUCCCUCGGUUCCCUGGUCCCACUCUGUGCCAUGGAGGCCCAGGGAGCAGGGGGUCAAGGGGGACAACACAGGAAGUCCCCCAGCCCCAGUUAAAUAUAGACUGAGGCUCCUCCCACGACCUUCCCUGGGCUCCUGUGGGCUGUGGGAGGAGCAGGGUGGCCUCAGCCUCUGGCUCUGUGACACCGGGCAGGCGUGGGCUCCACAGAGUCCCUGCCCUCCUGCAGAAGCAGUCCGCCUUUUGGGGAAGGGAUCUCCUGCUGCUGAGAUGCUGUCACCACAGAAGGUGACCCCUGGACCAGAGCCCCAAAGCCCCCGGGAGUCUGGGGGGCCGGCGGCACCAGCCUGGGGCACUCAGCGGUCGAUCAGUGUGGUGGAGAACAAAGACCACCACGUGGGCACCAUUCGGGGCAUCCUUCAUCGGGCCCGGUCCUGGGCGAGCCCGCAGGGCCCCACCCGAGCGACUAAGGAAGACCCAGGCCGGCGCCACCGAGCCUCCCGGAGAUCCCUGCUCCUGUCCUUGCGGCGAAUGGUGGACCAAAGCCCAGCAGCGGGCCAGUCCCAGGUCACGGCUGUGCAAGAAGAGCCUUCUGUGGUCAGCAGUGGUGAUGCCAAGCAGCAGGCAGCACUGCAGGUGGGGCCAGAGGAACUGCAGCCGGAGGCAGAAGGCAAAUCCGUGGCCGACCUCAUCACUGAGUGGCAAGUGAUGGCGGCGUUCAAGCAGCUGCGAGGCCUGGAGACGCGGCUGGUGGCCGAGAAGACUUCAAACCCCGUUGAGGACCCCACGGACUACGUGCGGCGCGUCAUGGACGUGUCCCUGCACUACGACCGGCUGGCGAACGAGAUGGGCGCCAUCGUGCGCGAGACCCUGGCCCCCGAGGGCGUGCCCGCGGCGAUGCUGACGGAGCUGGCGCGGGUGGUGCGCGCGGAGGAGGAGGCCCACCCGGCACCGCCGGCCGGCGGCGACAUCCUGCUCACCCCGCGCCACUGGCGCAGGCAGUGGGAGGACGCGGUGCGGCGGAGCGCGCGGGAGCGCGUGUGUCUGGCGGGCGCGGGCGCCACCCCUGGGGCCACGGAGGGCGAGCCCGGCCUGGCCCAGAUCCUGAGCGAGCUAGGUGGCGUGGUUCGCGGCGACCUGCAGAAGGUGCACCGGGAGGUGCGGCCCGCGUACGAGGUCGCCGGCUUGCCCGCGUGGGAGACCUACCUGCGCGCCUUCCACGCAGCGGUGGGCCAGCGCCUGCAGGAGCUCGCGCGCGAUGCCCGCGGCUGCGAGCAGCUCUACCUCCUGCUGGAUUGGGUCGCCAACGUCUAUGGCAGCACCCUGCCCGCUUCCAGCCCCGACUUCCUGGACGCCCGGGACCUGGCACUGCCUGAGGAGCCGCUGCCCCCGCUCCUAGCGCCCGACGUGUGGGCGCAGCUGGAGAGCGACUACACCCGCUUCCUGGAGAGCAAGAUCGCAGGCUACUUCGACCGCAUCUUGCAGCUGGAGCAGAGCGGCUGGGCGGCGUCAGGGGGCCCCGAGGAGCUGCAGGGCCGCUACCGCGCGCCGCUGUCCACGGACAUCCACAUGCUGGUGGCGGAGCACGUGAAGGCGUCCAGCGCCAUCUCCGCCGAGCUCGAGGCCACCACCCUGAGGAUCUGCGCGCGCGAGAUCAGACUCUUUGUGCCCAGGUUCGAGAAGGCUUUGCUGGAGUCGGGGGCGGCGAGCGAGCCCCGCUUGGGCGCCUACAUCAACGCCUGCGAGGAGCUCAGGACCAGUCUGCUGGCCAGGUUCCCAGGAAUGCUGGAGGAGCUGGAGAAGCCCCUCCUGGCCGCUGUCCACAGCUUCCAGAAGCACUUGCUCCAGGGCCUGCAGCGUGACGUGCAGCCACUCUUCAGGUCCGUGUUUAUCAAGAACUGGCUGACACAGGACACACUGGGUCCCCUCAUGGACAAGGUGAAGGCCUUUGCAUACCACCUCACACUUGUGGCCCCGCCAGUGGCACAGGAGACGCUGCAGGAGGUGCACAGGUUUGUGGUCCGGGAGUACCUGGCGCAGGUGCUGAGGCCGAGCGUGCGCUUCCGGGGCGAGGAGCGCGUGCGAGGCGCCCAGAGGAUGAGUGAGGACGCGCAGGCCAUCAGCGAAGCCUUCCGGGACUUGGGCUCUGAAUCCACGUGGCUGAACCAGGCCAUCCCCUGCGUGGCUGAGAUCCUGGGAGAGACAUACAAGGACGACAUCAGGCGGCACCUGGAGACGCUUAUCCGGAGCUACCCUGACAUCAGGCGCAAGCACGUGCUGGCCAUCCUGGCGCUGCGCAGACUGGGCCACCGUCGGAACCGGCACCUGCUGCAGCACUCGCAGGGCCUGCUGGGGGGUGGGAAUGGGGCUGCAGGCGCAGAAGCCACCCACAAGCGCGUGCUUUUUGAGGAGAUACUGGUGCCUGUCUCCAUGGAUGUGCUGAGCACCUGCAUCUACUGCUCCCCAAACAGAGAGGGCCUCCCAGCACCCUCCGUGAGGCCUGCACCCUGAGCGAGGAGCCCCAAAGUCAGUGGGAGCCCUGCCCCCAACUCUGCAGCCCAGAGUUGUCAUGGAAUAUUUAUCCUUAACCGUGUUUGGCUGCUCAGCUUGGAGGGGGAGGAUGAAGGCAUCUGAGGCAUUUGUGGGGGCGCUUGGGGUGGUUUCCCCAUCCAUCCUGCCUGCCAGGGAGGGCCUGCUGCUUCGCAGCCCCCGCCACCCCCAGCUGAGAGCUCAGGACAGAGUAUUUAUUCUAAAAAUAAAUGUCAGUUAAACCGGUGCCUCCCUACCCAGGGCCAGGCCAAGCUGGCUGCUGGUGGAAGGCCUGGGUGCACCUGCCAAAGGCCUCUGCGCCCACCGCGCCGGUGGGAGACGGGCAGCACGAGCCGGAAGGCCCUCAGCAGAACCGUCCUCCGUGGCGGGACCCUGGGCCCACAUGCUGUGCCUCACCGCAGCAGCCCAGGCCUGGGGGCCAGGAGAGUGAAGGCUUGUUCUGCCUCUUGAGGUAUUGGGGUUGCACAGGGGAGGGACUUCCCAGCAGUGGCAGUUGUUGGGGUCCUGCAGGGGGCUGCCCAGGCCGUGUUGGGGUGACCCGUAGCUGGUGAAGUCUGUUCAGAUGUGCACCUGCAAACCCCCUUCUGGCCCGGCUGAGGGCAAGGCUGCAGGGAGCCCGUUUGCGUUGGUGGUAGAGUGGGGAGCCUGCAGGGGAAGCCCAGGCUGGCACCCAGGAGCCCCCUGCCUGGCCCUGGGAGGAGGGCCAGGUACCUGCAGGUGACCAGGGCCCCGAGCGCUGGAUGGACUUUCACCUCCAGAGCACAGGCUCAGGGUCCUGAAGGCUGCCCUGCAAGGUGAGUGGGGGCGUCCCUCUCAGCUCCCCCAGCUCUGCCCCUCUCAUCCCUGUGGGGCGGGGGCAGCAUCCAGGCAGAUCUGCUGCCCCUCUCCGAGCCUGGCCUGGAACGCAGGGCCAGGUCUGAGUCUGCUGGGCCCGUGGCAGACAAGCCAUGUGCCUGGGAUACUCUGUCCUCUCUGGUCGCAGGUGCCAGGGCAGUGCCUUCCUGCCAGUGGUUGUGCCAGGGCUGGAGGCCAGGGGCAGGGCAGGGGAAUAUCCAGCUCUCCCUGGCAGGGGCGGUGAGGUGGGCAGGAAGAGGAAGUGGAGAGCUUGGGGUUCCCGGGCUCCUGGGGGUAGGGUAGGGAGUGUGACUGCCGGCGCUGACAGGCAGUCCUUGGCCCAGGGAGAAACAGGCUGCCAUAACUGGAGUUUGGGGGUAGGACGGGCACGUCUGAGCGUGGAGGAGGGGUCUGCAGGAGGGGCAGGGGACUCACUGGCCACGCUGUCCUUGCCCAGCCCCACUGUACCCCUGGGGGCCACUGGUGUCGGGUGGGAAUGGCCAGCAGGGGCUGGCGGGGGUAAGGGAAGACUCAUCUGCCUGGCCCCAGCCAGUUCUCCCCAGGGAGACUGAGUCCCAGCCCCACGGUAAAGAAGCAGGAGGUUUUGGGGCUGGGCUCCCAGGGCAGACUGGGUGGCGGCAGGAAGGCUGUCUUAGUGAUGUAGGAAAGCUCCGUUACCUCAACGUGCCUCCGUUUUUCCAAAUGUGAAAUGGGUGCUUUCAGCACCUCCCAGGUUUGGAGGGAAAGGCAAGAGCCAGGUGUAAACCAGGCCCCUGGCCACCCUACCACGCAGUGUUCCAGGCACCUCCAGAGCGCUGGCCUGCAAGGAAGUCAAGAACGCCCUGGGUGCAGCCCCGCCUGUGAGCAGGCCCGGGCCAAGCAGAUGACUGGUAGGGAGAGAUGGAGGCCGGGACCCGCCCGAGGCUCAGGACCGUCUUUCUGAGGGUUUCUAGACCUGGAGACGGGAAGUCGGGUUUCCUGACAGGAACUGUGUGCACACGCAACACUUGCGCGUCCUGCAAGGAGCACCGGCAUGUGCCCUUGCCUUGCCUAGCGCUGGCAGUGGCCGUGACCAGCACUGGCCUCCUCAGGCCGCAUACGGGAAGCAGGAGGCAGCAGCAGCUUCUGAGAGCACCACGGAAGACUGACGGCAGGGGGCUGUCCUGUCCGCAUGUGGGGGCUGCUGGCCAGCCGGGUCCCCGAGGCUCUGCACAGACCUUAAGUGCCUUCACGGUCGUUGUCCAGGCCGAGCACAGAGGUGGGAGGUCUGGCUGCCGGACUUGUCGGCCAGUUGUCUGGCUGAUAAGUGCGUGCAUGUGUGUGUGUGUGUGUAUGCGUGCACGCGCAUAUGUGUGUUCACAGCAUUUGCCAGCCCGGCUUGGAGGGCUUGCCAGGGGACCGCGUGCCCAGCACAGAGCAGGACAGUCCCCAGCAUCCUCUUGGCCCCUCCAGUUCAGAACCCAGCCUCUUCCCCGCCCCUGCGGGUUCUCUGCUCCUCCCUCUUCAGCUCCCAGCCUGGCUCCCCACGGCCUCUGGUAUCCUGGGUCCUUUCUGGACUGGGGUUUGCUUCUGGCCCUGAGCCGGGGCCCCACUCUGUGAGCACCAUGGCCCGGAGGGCACUGGAGGAGGUGCGCUUGGCUUGUGGGGUGAGGCGCUGUGCGCAUACCUGCCAGCCCGGGACAGUGUGGGUGGCAGGAAGAGGGGACCGGACCGUCCACCCAGCUCGGGCUCCCAGGCCCUCCUGUCCCCCCUGUCCCCAGGCUCAGGCCUAGGCCCUGCUGGCAUGUGCUAUGCCACACUGGGACAGCCUGUGGGAGGUGGAGGCUCCAGGCCUGCACUAGGCCCACCUGUCCUCCCCUAGAUGACGACCUGCGCCGGCCCUCCUGCGACCAGUGUCCGCGUGCCACGUGGACAGUGCUCGCUGUGGAGGGUCUGCCUUCAGAGGUUCUGGCACGGAGGGUGUGCUUCAAGAGGCAGCCAGCGUGUCCCACAGCCUCUCCCUCUUCCUUCCUUGCCUGAUGACCUCAGUGCCUUCCCUUCUGGCCCUGGCCCUCUGCAGGCGGAUUCCUGGGGACAGCACCCUCAGUGGCUGGCGGUGGCUCCUGCAGAGCCCCUCACCAUGGUCCAGGUGGGGGACAGGACCUGCAGGGUCCCCAAAGCUACCAUCCAUCCCCAACCUCACUUCUUCCUGUACACACAGAAACCCCUUCGGGACUGCAGCCAGCCACCAGCCACCGUCAUCCACCCUCUGGGCAGGGAGGGGCAGAAUGGACUCCCCAGGGACAGUGUCUUCCUGGGGGCCCCGGGAGCUGGGCAGGGGGUCUGUCUGCUGGGAGCCGCUCCCAGUGCUGUCUUGGGACAGCCGUGUCGGGAGCCUGGCGCUGCUGUGGGUGUCCCCAUCUCAGCCCAGCCUGUGCCCCUGCGAUCCUGAAACCCUGGGGGGAACGGAGCUGUGAACACGCCGUGCCCACCUCAGUCCUGUCCUCUCUUGGGCCUUGGGGACCUGGCAGUGCUGCAGGGGCCCCUCCUCCUUCCCGGAUGCCCUCCUCAGCGUGCAUUUUUAGCUUUGUGUCCCGUUGAAUAAUAAAUUCACACGGAUUGUGUAAAGGCACGUUAAA